Entelurus aequoreus (snake pipefish) is the source of this 1205-nucleotide messenger RNA. RefSeq names its product claudin-10-like. Gene Ontology annotation, cellular component: plasma membrane; bicellular tight junction. The record is from RefSeq and is a predicted model, not a curated record. Lineage: Eukaryota; Metazoa; Chordata; Actinopteri; Syngnathiformes; Syngnathidae. The transcript is spliced from 5 exons. Gene Ontology annotation, biological process: cell adhesion; bicellular tight junction assembly. The coding region runs from base 45 to 815 and encodes 256 amino acids. Gene Ontology annotation, molecular function: structural molecule activity.
GUCACAUCCACAGUGGCAUAGCAGGGAGAGGCGUCCCACUCACCAUGAAGUACAGGACGCUGGUGAUGUACAUGGAGAUCGGCUGCUUCGUGUCGUGUCUCAGCGGCUGGAUCCUGGUGUGCUCCACUCUUCCCACGGAGUACUGGACCUUCUCCGAGGUGGGCAGCGUGGUGAUGACCACCUCCAACUACUACUCCAACCUGUGGAGGGACUGCAUCUCGGACACCACGGGGGUGUCGGACUGCAAAGACUACCCCUCCAUGCUGGCCCUGCCUGUUUUCCUGCACGCCUGCAGAGCGCUGGCGGUCUGCGCCGUCAUCACCGGCUUCUUCGGAGGCGUCCUCACUCUGGUCGGCAUGAAGUGCACGAAAAUAGGCGGAUCGGAGGUUGCAAACGCCAGAGUGACCUUCGCGGGCGGAAUUACUUACCUAGUUUCAGGGUUCUGUGGUUUGAUCACAUAUUCCUGGUGGGCCAACAAAGUCAUCACAGAGUUUGUGGACCCCAAUUUCCGAGCACAGAAAUUUGAGCUUGGAGCUGCACUUUUCGUCGGUUGGGGAGGCUCCAUCCUGUUGCUCUGCGGUGGGACGGUGCUGACUUACUUCUCCGGGAGAGAAGGUCUUCCUUCAGGUUCUUCAAAAAGGCCACGCAGGCCAGCCACUUAUGCCACAGCCAGGACCCGGAGGACCUACAUGCUGCCAAACACCUCUUCCAGGGUCACUCUGGGGCCACCGCUCUUCUACCAGGGCAGGAAGAGUCGGCCGAGCAGAGCGCCGACAAGAACGACCCGCACCUACAGCAGGGACGACUUUGUCUGAGCGAAAGGGACAUUUCAACUUUUUCAUUAAAAGACCUCACAAAGAUGGCGCCCAUCGUUUCUUGGUAAACAGCAUCGAAGCUGCUGAAUUGAACAAUGUGCUCUUUACUUAGGAACUUCUUUUUUUUUUACCGCCGAUACUGAUAGUGGCUAGAGUAGUGGCCAAUACUGAUAUGAUACAAUACCAGCAUAAUUCAUACAUAUUUUGUAAUGUGCAAUGUCAGAAAAAGGUUUGAUCAAAUAGAAAAAAAGGUGUGUACGAUUAACGCUAACCUAUUUAUUAUUAACUGUCUGGAACGCACUUAUGCUGUCUUCAAGUUAAAGUGGAGUGGCAAUUGUUUUUUUGUGGCACCUAAUGGCCGCGAUAGAAAUGAUGCGGACCUGUUUGUUA